AUGUCACUCUACGGGCUCGUUUCUUUUGCUUAUAACUCACUUGGUCUUGGAAAUGGAGGCCCACAGCCGUCCAAGGCAAGGUCGAUUUAUGUUCCCGAUCUUUUUGCCGGUAUAUUGUCGGGAGAGCCCGAGAGAAACCCGUAUGAGGAAGAAGUCAGCGCUAAGUCUGAAGCAUGGACGAAAGAAUUGGUCAAGAUGGACGCGCGAACAGCCAAGAUAUUGACAAAGGCAAACUUCGCAUACUUGAUAAGUUUGUCUGCACCAAAGGCAGACGAGGAGGCUUUUCGCAUGGCGGUGGAUUGGUGCAUUUGGGCGUUUGUGUUUGAUGACCAGUUCGACGAAGGGGCCAUGAAAGACAAGACUAUUGAGGCCGCCAAGGAGAUGAUUGACAUGUUGGCAAUCAUGGAUGACACACAUCCUCCAGUCGACCCAAAGAAGCAUCCGCUACAAUAUAUGUUUCAAACCACUUGGCAUCGGUUACAAGAGAGAAACCCUUCACAAGGUCUCCAGCAGCGAUGGAAGUAUACUCACAAAAGGUGCCUAUAUGCUAUUCUCAAGCAAGUUGAUGUCACGCAAAGAAACCUCUUAGUCGCUAUCGACCUUGAUGAAUACAUAGAAACAAGAAGGCACUCCAUAGGCAGUUAUUGUUUAUUUUCCGUCGUGGAGUGGGCACAUGGAAUCAGGGCACCGCAGGAAGCGAUGCAACACCCGUCUGUACUUACGUGCGAACGCGCCGCCGCCGACCUCACAUGGCUUGUCAAUGAUGUCCUGUCAUACAAGAAAGAUCUGGCUUUCGGUGUUGAGCAUAACUUGAUCUGUCUGUUGAUGAAACAGGGCCACACCGAGCAAGAAGCCAUGAAUAAGACUGGUGAGCUCAUGGAAAACUGCCAGAGAGAUUGGGACGACGCCAUUGCAACCCUACCGUCCUGGGGCGAAGAGGUGGAUAAAGAGGUGCAAAGAUAUAUCGACGCCUGUGGCCAUGUUGCUCGGGCCAAUAUGCUUUGGAGCUUUAAGAGCGGUCGAUACUUGAAUGCGGCCGAAGGGAAAAAGGUGCGCGAAACGCGUAUCAUGGACCUUAAUUAG
Molecule: messenger RNA, 1083 nt
Organism: Trichoderma aggressivum f. europaeum
Lineage: Eukaryota; Fungi; Ascomycota; Sordariomycetes; Hypocreales; Hypocreaceae
Exons: 8
Coding region: 1-1083 (360 amino acids)
Source: RefSeq, a predicted model, not a curated record